Messenger RNA from Tarenaya hassleriana, 2088 nucleotides. RefSeq names its product probable aminotransferase TAT2. Gene Ontology annotation, molecular function: transaminase activity; pyridoxal phosphate binding. The transcript has 7 exons. NCBI's taxonomy places the organism in Eukaryota, Viridiplantae, Streptophyta, Magnoliopsida, Brassicales, Cleomaceae. The record is from RefSeq and is a predicted model, not a curated record. Gene Ontology annotation, biological process: biosynthetic process; amino acid metabolic process. The coding region runs from base 240 to 1667 and encodes 475 amino acids.
AUCCUUUUUUUCCAUGCUCAAACAAAUAGCAUAAAUCGACCCGAAAAAAACGAGUGGCUUUGAAAAAUCUCCUUUUUCAUCUGUCUAAGUCCUUUUCUCUUCGUCCUUCACAAAACCCACCGAAACUCCAGUACUCUGCAAGAAGAAAAAAAAAACAGAACUCAAAAAAAAAAAAGACGAACCCAGAAACAGAACAAGGGGAACGAAUCCGUAAAGCAAUUGUCGGAAGGAAAAAAGAAAUGGAGAAUAACGGAGCGGAGAAGACAGUGGUAACGAUAAAGGGCACUUUGAGUUUACUGAGGCAAAGCAUAGAAGAAGAAGAAGAAGAAGAGAGAUCGAAGAGAAUAAUAUCACUGGGGAUGGGAGAUCCGACGGAAUAUUCGUGUUUCCGUACAACAAAAGUGGCAGAAGAAGCUGUGUCCGAAGCUCUUCUCUCUCACAACUUCCAUGGCUAUGCCCCCACCGUUGGCCUCCCUCUCGCCCGAAGGGCCAUAGCAGAGCAUCUCUCGCGUGAUCUUCCGUACAAACUCACGCAAGACGAUGUUUUCAUCACGUCUGGAUGCACGCAGGCCAUUGAUGUGGCAUUGACGAUGCUCGCUCGGCCCGGAGCCAACAUUCUUCUUCCCAGGCCCGGUUUUCCUAUUUACGAACUCUGUGCCAAGUUUAGACAUCUCCAAGUUCGGUUCUUUGAUCUUCUCCCCGAAAAAGGCUGGGAGAUCGAUCUUGACACUGUCGGAUCUCUUGUGGACCAAAACACUGUCGCAUUGGUGGUUAUAAACCCUGGUAGCCCGUGUGGGAACGUGUACAGUUGCCAGCAUUUGGAGAAGAUUGCAGAAACGGCGAAGAAACUCGGGAUUCUUGUCAUUGCUGAUGAAGUUUAUGGUCAUCUUGCUUUCGGGAGCAAACCCUUUGUUCCAAUGGGUGUCUUUGGAUCUACAGUUCCGGUUCUCACUCUUGGAUCUCUGUCUAAAAGAUGGAUAGUGCCCGGUUGGCGGCUCGGGUGGCUCGUGAUUACUGACCCCUUUGGCUCGUUUAAAAGCCCCAAGAUCAUUGAGCGGUUCAAGAAGUACUUUGAUAUUCUUGGAGGACCAGUGGCGUUCAUUCAGGCCGCAGUUCCUAAAAUCCUGGAACAUACCGACGAGCAGUUCUUCAAGAAAACGCUGAAAACGCUGAAAAAUUCGUCGGAUAUUUGUUACGAACGGAUCAAGGAGAUUCCUUGCAUGGACUGUCCUCAGAGACCAGAGGGAUCUAUGGCCAUGAUGAUCAAGCUGAAUCUGUCAUUACUGGAAGAUGUGAGCGAUGACGUGGACUUCUGUUUCAAGCUUGCAAGAGAGGAAUCGGUUAUUGUUCUUCCCGGUGAGUAUAUCAUCUUUGCACAGCCAAAAUUAUGUGUUCAAGGUCAUGUUGUGGAUAAAACUGCGAGUAGAAUUAGGGUUUUUAACCUAAGGUUUUCACAUAUUAUACAUGCAUAUGUAUGUUCACUGUUUAUCAUACGGGUUGAAGAGAACCCAAAAUUCGAGUAUCCGACUCGAUCCAUAGGUCAGAUACCUGAAUAUUCUAUGAUCAUGAUCAGAUUGGAUAUAUUAUAUUUAGGAAAAUCCGAAAUCGGAUAUAAAUGUAUGAGACGGGUAAGAGAAAUUCAUUUACCGUUUUACCCAUAUAUUUAAGUUAUGACAUAAAAACUAAAACUAGGUUUCAUUCUCCCUUAUUACUAAUCUUUUUCGGUUCACAUUUUGGUUUCAAUAUUGAUAAAUUUAGAAUGUAUUUCACAUGGUUUUUAACGUAAAAAUACAUUUGAUUGAUUUUGGAUAAAUUUAUACGUAUAAAUGUGUGAACAUUAAAUCAAAAUAUAUUUGAAAUAUGCAGGUUCUUUACCCUCGAUUACCGAAUAUUAUCUAGUAAAUAUUCAGAUUCAGAGAUCCAAGGCAUGGAUAUGAAAUCGGAUAAUGAGAUACAUAAUUCGAAAAUUUGGAUUCGAAUUCGAGUACCUUGAAAAUUUCGAAUACCUAACCCGUGUCUAUCCCGAUAUAAUACGGGAAGAAAACCUAACCUUUUCAUGAUAUAUAUAUAUAUUAACCGGUUGGUGAG